GCCACUAACCUUUAGAGGGAAACGUCUGCACAAACAAAUCUGACUGAAAAAAAAGCACAGUUUCACCUGCUGAUAAUAAAAAAAGAAAGGAGGGAGAGAUCUGGACAGCAGACAUCCUCUCCUCGUCCCGCUGUGCUUGUAGUCACUUCGCUCCAGUUUGUUAUGGAGAGAUGAGGGUGUCUCAUUUUACGCACAGCGAGGAGAGGCUGGAUGGAGGAAACAGGCAAACCAACAAUGCGAGGACGUUGCAGGAGGACGUGGUGCUAAUCUGAAAGUAAGAUGAAAGGAAAAGAGCAUCCGAAGUCCCGUUUUCCGCUGAUUUACUCCACUCGGCUAUAAAUCCAGACACCAUGAAGGCUGAUGGAGAGCAAACUUUAACUGCACUGACUGAUAAUAUAUCAUGUUCUUGAAUCAGACGAAUCUUUGAAUGUGGCAAGGACAUUUGGACUAUGAUGCUCAGUCCUGACCAGCAGGAACCCGACCUCCCCUGGGGACAAACGGACAGAGAAAGCCUCCUGAACACUCUCAGCGCGCAGCGUGGCUCCAUUCCGGCCACGUCCACGGAUGGAGACGGAAAAGCGCGCUCCGGGGAGGAGAGGAGACGCAGGAGACGCGCCACGGCUAAAUAUCGAUCUGCGCAUGCGUGCAGGGAGCGGAUCCGCGUCGUGGCCUUCAACGUGGCUUUUGCAGAACUGAGGAAACUGCUGCCGACCCUCCCACCAGACAAAAAGCUGUCCAAGAUUGAAAUCCUGCGACUCGCGAUCUGUUACAUCUCCUACCUCAACCACGUGCUGGAUGUUUAGGACGAACUGCUGCACAGCUGAAGAUGAGCUGAAGGUGGGAUGACAGCCAGGACAAGGUUUCUAAAGAGGUCUACACAGAUAUUAUAACCUGUGCAUCCCAUGAUUAAUCUAUCACGUCGUUUGUAACUUAUGGGAAUCAGUUUAUUGAACGUAAAAUGAUGUUAUAUCUGUGAGCCAUACUACUAAAACAUCACAAUGUUUGAUCUUGAAUUUGCUGCCUUGUGUUUACUGGUCACACCAAUUUGUAAAUAUAUUUAUUUUAAA
Messenger RNA from Amphiprion ocellaris (clown anemonefish), 1067 nucleotides. RefSeq names its product helix-loop-helix protein 2-like. Gene Ontology annotation, molecular function: RNA polymerase II cis-regulatory region sequence-specific DNA binding; protein dimerization activity; DNA-binding transcription factor activity, RNA polymerase II-specific. The coding region runs from base 450 to 803 and encodes 117 amino acids. Gene Ontology annotation, biological process: regulation of transcription by RNA polymerase II. The transcript is spliced from 2 exons. The record is from RefSeq and is a predicted model, not a curated record. Lineage: Eukaryota; Metazoa; Chordata; Actinopteri; Pomacentridae.